AUGUCUGCGAAGAGCGUCUCCGAGGCCGAUGGCAAGGCCAUCAUCAACUAUCACCUCACGCGCGCCCCGGUGAUCAAGCCGAGCACGCUGCCUGCUCCUACGAAGCACAACCCACCCCCUAGACUGGCCUCGCUCUACUUCCCCGAGGAUGCCAACCCGAACGACAUUCUCGACCAGGCCGAGCUCACAUAUCCGUGGCUGCUGCACCAGGGCGCCAAGUUCGUCGCGAAGCCCGACCAGCUUAUCAAGCGGCGAGGCAAGAGCGGUCUCCUGGCCCUGAACAAGACAUGGCCAGAGGCAAAGGCGUGGGUCGCUGAGCGCGCCGGCAAGGCUCAAAAGGUCGAGCACACAGAAGGAAUUCUCCGCCAGUUCCUGGUCGAGCCCUUUGUGCCACACCCUUCCAACACCGAGUACUACAUCAACAUCAAUUCCGUUCGCGAUGGUGACUGGAUUCUCUUCACACACGAAGGCGGCGUAGACGUUGGUGAUGUCGACGCAAAGGCCGAGAAGAUCCUUGUCCCCGUCGACCUCUCACAAUACCCCUCAAACGAGGAGCUCGCAGCAGUUCUUCUGAAGAAAGUGCCCAAGGGCCUCCACAAUGUUCUCAUCGACUUUAUCACCCGUCUCUAUGCCGUCUAUGUCGACUGCCAGUUCACAUAUAUGGAGAUCAACCCCUUGGUUGUCAUCCCCAAUGAGGAUGCCACCUCUGCGUCAGUUCACUUCCUAGAUCUCGCUGCCAAGCUCGAUCAAACUGCCGACUUCGAGUGCGGUGUCAAGUGGGCUGUUGCGAGAUCUCCCGCCGCGCUCGGCAUCACCGCUGCCGCAUCAGCAAAUGGUGCCGUCAGCAUUGACGCCGGCCCGCCAAUUGAGUUUCCGGCCCCCUUCGGCCGUGAGCUUACCAAGGAGGAGGCGUACAUCGCCGAGCUCGACGCCAAGACGGGCGCCUCUCUGAAGCUUACGGUCCUGAACGCCACUGGACGUAUCUGGACUCUUGUCGCUGGUGGUGGUGCCUCGGUCGUAUACGCUGACGCCAUCGCCUCCGCGGGCUUUGCCGAUGAGCUGGCCAACUACGGCGAGUACUCGGGUGCCCCCACCGAGUCGCAGACCUACCACUACGCCCGCACCGUCCUCGACUUGAUGCUGCGCGCACCCAUCAGCCCCAAGGGCAAGGUCUUGUUCAUCGGUGGCGGUAUUGCCAACUUCACCAACGUGGCCAGCACCUUCAAGGGCGUGAUAAAGGCCCUCCGCGAGUACGCCAAGGCUCUCAACGAGCACAACGUGCAGAUCUGGGUCCGCCGCGCUGGCCCCAACUAUCAGGAGGGUCUCAAGAACCUCAAGGCCGCCACCCAGGAGCUCGGCCUCAACGCCAAGAUCUUUGGCCCCGAGAUGCACGUCAGCGGCAUUGUGCCCCUGGCCCUGGUCCCCGGGAAGUGGGAGGAGAGUAAGGCUGAGGAGUUCAAGGCUUAG
This is a messenger RNA of Lasiosphaeria miniovina, 1467 nucleotides long. RefSeq lists its product as uncharacterized. The transcript is spliced from 4 exons. Gene Ontology annotation, cellular component: cytosol. Gene Ontology annotation, biological process: tricarboxylic acid cycle; acetyl-CoA biosynthetic process; fatty acid biosynthetic process. The coding region runs from base 1 to 1467 and encodes 488 amino acids. The record is from RefSeq and is a predicted model, not a curated record. Lineage: Eukaryota; Fungi; Ascomycota; Sordariomycetes; Sordariales; Lasiosphaeriaceae. Gene Ontology annotation, molecular function: ATP citrate synthase activity.